Messenger RNA from Eimeria tenella, 393 nucleotides. RefSeq lists its product as uncharacterized. Gene Ontology annotation, biological process: nuclear-transcribed mRNA catabolic process, nonsense-mediated decay. Gene Ontology annotation, molecular function: RNA helicase activity. Gene Ontology annotation, cellular component: cytoplasm. Lineage: Eukaryota; Apicomplexa; Conoidasida; Eucoccidiorida; Eimeriidae. The transcript is spliced from 4 exons. The record is from RefSeq and is a predicted model, not a curated record. The coding region runs from base 1 to 393 and encodes 130 amino acids.
AUGCUCGAGCUGCAGCGCAAGAAACAAAAAGAGGGGGAGCUUUGCGCAGCAGAAGAGCGGCUGCUGCGGACUUUAAUUUUUAAAUGCGAGUUGGAAGUGCUGCUGGAAGCAGAUGUGGUUUGCGUGACUUGUUUGGGAGCUGGAGACAAGAGAGUUUCUCAACUUUCUUACCGCGCAGUGCUCAUCGAUGAGGCCACGCAGGCCACAGAGCCCGAGGCCCUCGUGCCCCUCACUUUGGGUGCAAACCAGGUUAUUUUAAUUGGCGAUCAAAUGCAACUUGGCCCUGUUGUCCUUUCCAAAAGAGCAGCAGCAAGUGGACUUGGUGUUUCUCUUUUCGUGCGGCUGCUGCUGCUCAACAUGCCCGCCUUCAGGCUUUCUGUCCAGUACAGGUAG